Molecule: messenger RNA, 3132 nt
Organism: Morus notabilis
Lineage: Eukaryota; Viridiplantae; Streptophyta; Magnoliopsida; Rosales; Moraceae
Product: probable disease resistance protein At4g27220
Exons: 3
Coding region: 145-3102 (985 amino acids)
Molecular function (GO): protein binding; ATP hydrolysis activity; ADP binding
Source: RefSeq, a predicted model, not a curated record
AGUUUGGUGAUUUGGUCUUUUUCAAACAAUCAAAAGAUUGGCCACUCUGUUUGCAUUUCUGAAUUGACUCCAAGUUCAGCAAAUUAUCAAAAUUUUUAUGUUAGCCGCUUUUUCUCAGCGAUGCUUUGAAUCAUCAAAGAACAUAUGGAAUACCUGGCAAAAUUGUUUGAAGUUGGAGAAUACAUAGGCAAUUACCGGAAUCUGAAUGAGAAGAUGCAAAAGCUGAAAAGAAAAUUGGAAGAUCUGACCUGCAGAGAAGAUGAUGUAAUUAGUGAAUUGGAAUAUGCAGAGUCACUGUCUUUAAAGAGACGAAAAAGGGAAGUGGAAAACUGGCUGGAACGCGUGAAGAGGAGAAAAGAUGAAGUCCAGAUAAUGGAACAAGCUGUGAAGCGAGAGAGGCGAUUGUCCACGCGUGUGCGGUUGGGGAAAUGUGUGGAAGAACUGACCGGAGAAGUGACAGAACUUCUAGAACAAGGUCGAUUCUGUAAAGGGCUUAUACUUGAUGCAAAUGAGACAAGAGGAAAUGCUUUGUUGACAACAACUUUGAUCGGUCGGGUGUUUCAUGAGAAUAUGGAUAAGAUUUGUACAUGGUUGAUGAAGGAGGAGGUCUCGAGCCUUGGAAUUUAUGGAAUGGGAGGGGUGGGGAAAACAACCCUUGUGACACAUAUCCAUAACCAGCUUUUGAAGGAGUCGUGUACUUUCGGCAAUGUUUAUUGGGUCACUGUGUCGAAAGACUUUAGCAUUCGCAAAUUGCAGAAUGACAUAGCCAAAGUAGUGCCUCUUGAUAUUUCAAAUGAGGAUGACGAGAAGAAAAGGGCAUCGAGAUUGGCACAAGCUUUGAUGAGAAGAAAGAAGCUUGUCCUAAUUUUAGAUGACGUGUGGAACCAUUUUCUUCCAGAAAAGGUCGGAAUUCCUGUUAAAGCAAGUGGCUGCAAAUUGAUUUUGACAUCAAGGUCUUUGGAUGUGUGUAGAAAGUUGGGUUGCCAUGUGAACAUCAAAGUGGAGCCUCUUUUUGGGGAAGAAGGUUGGAAGUUGUUCAUGGAGAAGCUUGAGCGCCGAGUUCCUUUUCCUCAUGAACUUGAAGGAGUUGCAAGAUCUGUGGCAAGAGAAUGCGCAGGUUUGCCGCUUGGAAUUAUUACAAUGGCUGGAAGCAUGAGGGAAGUUGAUGACGUAUGCGAGUGGAGGAAUGCUUUGGAGAAGCUGAAACAAUCGAAACGUGAAGAAGAUGACAUGGAAACUGAUGUGUAUCAAGUAUUGAGAGUGAGCUACAGAAGCUUGCAUGAUUCCAUUGUACAGAAGUGUUUCCUCUACUGUUCCUUAUAUCCUGAAGAUUAUAAAAUCAAAAGAGAGGAGUUGAUAGAGCGCUUUAUCGAUGAGGGACUGAUCAAAAGAAUGAGGACUAGGCAAGCAGAGUUCGAUAGGGGUCACACUAUUUUGAAUAAACUCGAAAAUGUGUGCUUACUGGAAGGUGUUGUGGACUAUUUCCCGUGCGAGAAGAAGUGUGUGAAGAUGCAUGAUUUGGUAAGAGACAUGGCUCUUCAGAUCACAGGUCCAGAUCCAAUAUUCAUGGUAAGGGCUGGUGAGGGAUUGAGAGAUUUACCGGAUGAAGAAAAAUGGACAGAAAGUCUUGAGAAGGUUUCUUUGAUGCAUAACAAGAUUGUAGAAAUCCCUGUUGGUGUCUCACCAAACUGUCCAAGACUUUCAACUCUGAUGCUACAGCAUAAUGAUCUAAAAACGAUCCCGCAUUCAUUUUUUGCGAACAUGGUUGGGCUCGAAGUUCUUGAUCUAUCACAUACUUGCAUCGAAAGUUUGCCAAAUUCAGUCUCUGACUUAGAAAAUCUUUCUGCAUUGUUGCUUAGAGAGUGUGAUAAGCUACAAUAUCUGCCUAACUUGGAAAAACUGACUGCUUUGGGGAGGCUGGACCUUGAGAACUCCGGAAUUAAAGAAGUUCCGCAAGGUAUGGAAAAGUUGAUCAAUCUCAGAUACUUGGAUCUCCAUGCACCCAAUCUGAAGGUGUUUCCAGUUGGAACUCUGCCGAAACUUUCUCGUCUCCGAUACUUUGUCAUUUACGGGCUAUCUAAUACAUUAAAAGUGAAAGGAAAAGAGGUUGCAAGCUUGAAAAAGUUAGAGACUUUUGCAGGCCAAUUUUAUGACAUCCACUGCCUCAAUGCAUAUGUCAAGUCAUUUGAGGAAGGAGGGCCCAGCAAUUACCUACUUCAAGUGGGACUAGACGACCCGUAUUUCUCACCGAUCGAAAGCGGCAACUUUGAGAAACGAGUGGUUUUGAAGAAGUGCGAUCUAAGGAAGAGCAAGGAAGGAGUAGAAGACUACUUGGUGCUCCCAACUGAUGUUCAAUACUUGUAUAUUCAUGAGUGCCAUGAUGUUGCUAGUUUAUGUGACAUUGUUUCAUUGGAAACCGCAACUGACUUGAAGACUCUUGUGAUCAAUAACUGCGAAGGGAUAGAAAAUGUUAUUUCUUCUUUUUAUUCAUCCUCCUUUUGCGGCCCAUUUCAAGGGCUAGAAUCGCUGCGCCUCGCAAAUCUGAGGAAUCUACACGGGAUAGCCGAGACAUCACUUGUAGCACCAGGCACAUUUUCUAGCCUUAAAGAUUUCAGAAUAUACAACUGUCCUGAUAUAAAGAUCUUGUUCUCACCUCAGUUGUUUACAUGCCUCCAAAACUUGGAAGAACUUCAUGUGGAAGAUUGUGGACGAAUGGUGGAGAUAAUAGCCUCACCACGUGAUUAUGAUAAUCGUGAUCGUGAUGAUGCAGACGAAAUGUAUAGGGAUGAAGAGAUUGGUGCCAUCAUGAGUCAUUUCCCAAAGCUAAAAGUUCUACAAUUGUGGAACCUAUCAGAACUGAGAAGCAUCUGUAGUUAUGGCAUUUUAGCUUACGAUACUCUCCAAGUUGUCGCGGUUCGAUACUGCAAGAAGCUGAAAAGGAUCCCUAUCUGUGCGCCAACGCUCGACAACCAACCGUCCCCGCCUCCUUCUCUUCAAGUGAUCAAAGCUUAUCCAAAAGAAUGGUGGGAUUCUUUAGAAUGGGAGCAUCCAACGGCCAAAGAUGUUCUUCAGCCCUACUGUCAAUUUUCAAGAUAUUUGUAGCCAAUCUUAACUGAUUCAUUUACGAUUCAA